AUGAAGCUCUCCUCAACCGCAGUGCCUCUGGUCACCAGCCAGGCGGCCUACGCUGCCUCUGCCAUCGACUACAACGCGGCUCCUCCAAACCUUUCAACGCUGGCCAAUGGCUCUCUAUAUGACACAUGGAGACCCCGGGCUCAUGUUCUUCCGCCUCUUGGGAAGAUUGGCGACCCGUGUGCUCAUUACUCCGAUCCGGAGACUGGUCUAUUCCAUGUUGGCUGGCUGUACAAUGGCACUGGCAUCUCAGGCGCCACCACCGAUGAUCUGGUCAGAUAUCACGAUAUUAACCCCAAUGGAAGCCAAUUUAUCACACCGGGAGGGAAGAACGACCCUAUAGCGGUGUUUGAUGGUUCCAUAAUUGAGAAGGGUAUUGACGGCAAGCCUACCCUCCUCUAUACCUCAGUCACAUCCCUGCCCAUCCAUUGGUCAAUUCCGUACAACCCAGGAGCCGAGACCCAGUCCUUAGCCGUCUCCACUGACGGCGGUCGCAACUUUACCAAGCUCGAUCGACCACCAGUCAUUCCUCUUCCUCCAUCGGACCUCAAUGUGACCGCGUUCCGCGAUCCGUACGCCUUCCAAAGCCCAGAGUUAGACGCCGCUUCCAAAAGUGCCCCCGGCACCUGGUACGCAGCCAUUUCUGGUGGCGUACAUGAAGAGGGUCCCGGUCAGUUCCUCUACCGUCAGGAUCAGAAAGAGCUGAACCUGGAGGACUGGGAAUAUCUCGGUCAGUGGUGGCAUGAGAAGGUUAACACGACCUGGGGUAACGGGGACUGGGCUGGAGGCUGGGGCUUCAACUUUGAAGUUGGCAAUACCUUUGGUCUGAAUGACGAGGGAUACAGUCUGAAUGGUGAGAUGUUCAUGACCUUGGGUACUGAGGGGUCUGGCACCCCGAUCGUGCCCCAGCUGUCAUCCAUUCAUGAUAUGCUCUGGGUUGCUGGUAAUGUGUCUAACAACGGUAACGUUACUUUCACACCUUCCAUGGCUGGCGUUCUCGACUGGGGUGCUUCCGGCUAUGCCGCCGCUGGCAAGAUCCUUCCCGCAACGUCCAAGGCGUCCAUCAAGAGUGGCGCUCCUGAUCGCUUCAUCUCAUUCGUCUGGCUUACUGGAGACCUGUUCGAGCAGGCCAAGGGUUUUCCCAGCGCGCAACAGAACUGGCUUGGCACCCUUCUGCUUCCCCGUGAACUCCGUGUCCAGACUAUUUCCAACGUGGUUGACAACGAGCUUUCCCGUGAGGCUGGAACCUCUUGGCGUGUGGAGCGUGGCCAAUCUGGCAUUGAACUGAAGACCAUGGGAAUUGAAAUUGCCCGGGAGACGCGUGAAGCCCUUAUGUCUGGCCCGAAGAUCACAGAGCCCAAGCGCACGUCGAAGGAAGCGGGCGUUGUGCCUUUCCAGAUUUCCCCUACUACCAAGUUCUAUGCCCUUACAGCCCAGCUGUCCUUCCCCCGUUCUGCCCGUAACUCCGACAUCCAAGCUGGUUUCCAAGUUCUGUCAUCUGACCUCGAAAGCACCACCAUUUACUACCAGUUCUCCAAUGAGUCAAUCAUUGUUGACCGCAGCCACACCAGCGCUGCUGCAAAGACCACCAACGGAAUCGUCAGCACCAAUGAAUCCGGACGUCUCCGGUUGUUCGAUCUGCAGGGUGAGGGUGAGGAAAUCGAGACUUUGGAUCUCACAAUCGUUGUGGACAACGCUGUCAUUGAGGUUUAUGCCAAUGGACGCUUCGCCUUGGGUACUUGGGCUCGGUAUGUUUACCCUCACAGUCGGCAACAAGGGAUUGACUAA
Messenger RNA from Aspergillus alliaceus, 1785 nucleotides. Its product is annotated as glycoside hydrolase family 32 protein. Gene Ontology annotation, biological process: sucrose catabolic process. Lineage: Eukaryota; Fungi; Ascomycota; Eurotiomycetes; Eurotiales; Aspergillaceae. The coding region runs from base 1 to 1785 and encodes 594 amino acids. The record is from RefSeq and is a predicted model, not a curated record. Gene Ontology annotation, molecular function: sucrose alpha-glucosidase activity. The transcript has a single exon.